Molecule: messenger RNA, 4128 nt
Organism: Globicephala melas (long-finned pilot whale)
Lineage: Eukaryota; Metazoa; Chordata; Mammalia; Artiodactyla; Delphinidae
Gene: KCNC1
Product: potassium voltage-gated channel subfamily C member 1
Biological process (GO): potassium ion transmembrane transport; protein homooligomerization
Cellular component (GO): voltage-gated potassium channel complex; postsynaptic membrane; presynaptic membrane
Molecular function (GO): protein binding; delayed rectifier potassium channel activity
Source: RefSeq, a predicted model, not a curated record
GCCUCCCCGGUCCGACCGCCGCGGCCCCCUCGCCUCGGCCGGCACAGCCAACAGCCUGCCACAAGCAGGGCGCAGAGGCACCGGAGUCAGUGCCCGCCGGCCCCGCAGACGGAGCCCAGCCCGGAGAACCCUUUCCCGGCUCCGCGGAGCUCCGCAACAGUCCCGGAGCUGUCCCUUCAGCACCGCCGCCGGAGUCGAGUCGGAGCGCAGCCCAGCGGAGAGCCCCAGGUCCAGCCGGAGCGCACCGAGCGCAGCGCUCCGCAGCAGGAGCACGGAGCAGCAACCCUGGUGCCCCUGCCCAGGGGGCCCGCCAUCUCCUCCGAGAGGCGGGGAGAAGGAGCGAGGAGGGCGGGCGGGCGGGCGCGCCCGCCGCCGGUGGGGAGCAGGCAGCCAGGCAAGGAGAGGGAGGGGGCCGGAGUCCGCCCUGCGCAGCCGGUCCACGCAGGGAGGAAGGCAGCGGGCAUCCAUCUCCCCCACGCCGAGAGCGUGCUGCGGCGACCACCUCACAGCAGAGCGCGAAUUUCCAGAUUCCUUCUCCUCCCCUCCCCUCCCCCUUCCAGGGGCUGGUCUUUGACCGGCCCUGGAAGCAGCUGACCUUCCCCCCAAAAGCUUUGUGUCGAUUUCUCCAUUUUCCCGCUGAGAUGGGGACGGGAGCCCGGCCCCCCCACCCUCUUUUCCCUCCUCCUGGGGCUCGCCGCUGAGCGCCGCCGUCCCCUUCCUCCCUUCCUCCUCCCUCUCUCCCUCCCUUCUUUCCUCCUCUGCCUCCUCCGCAGCCGGACCAGCUCCCUCCCACAUCUGGCGCCUAGAGACCCUGGGGAUCCCGCGCACACGCCCUUGGACCAGCACCCGACAGAAAGCGCCCUGAGGGGCUUGAGUCGCUCUGGGGGUAGCCAGAGCCGAGGUCCUCUGUCUCCCCGACGGCUGGGGGGAGGGGGGAGGAGGUCGCGCGCCCCCCUCCCCGGCGCCAACUCCCCCUGGCGGCCGCUCCCAUGGGUGUCGCUGGGCCGCGCCAUGCCUAAGGAGGCGCCGCGAUGGGCCAAGGGGACGAAAGCGAGCGCAUCGUGAUCAACGUGGGCGGCACGCGCCACCAGACGUACCGCUCGACGCUGCGCACGCUGCCCGGCACGCGGCUCGCCUGGCUGGCAGAGCCCGACGCCCACAGCCACUUCGAUUAUGACCCGCGCGCCGACGAGUUCUUUUUCGACCGCCACCCGGGCGUCUUCGCGCACAUCCUGAACUACUACCGCACUGGCAAACUGCACUGCCCUGCCGACGUGUGCGGGCCACUCUACGAGGAGGAGCUGGCCUUCUGGGGCAUCGACGAGACCGACGUGGAGCCCUGCUGCUGGAUGACGUACCGCCAGCACCGCGACGCCGAGGAGGCGCUGGACAGCUUCGGCGGCGCGCCCCUGGACAACAGCGCCGACGACGCGGACGCCGACGGCCCCGGCGACUCAGGCGACGGCGAGGACGAGUUGGAGAUGACCAAGCGCCUGGCACUCAGCGACUCCCCGGACGGCCGGCCCGGCGGCUUCUGGCGCCGCUGGCAGCCGCGCAUCUGGGCGCUCUUCGAGGACCCCUACUCAUCCCGCUACGCGCGGUAUGUGGCCUUUGCCUCCCUCUUCUUCAUCCUGGUCUCCAUCACCACCUUCUGCCUGGAGACCCACGAGCGCUUCAACCCCAUCGUGAACAAGACAGAGAUCGAGAACGUUCGAAACGGCACGCAAGUGCGCUACUACCGGGAAGCGGAGACAGAGGCCUUCCUCACCUACAUCGAGGGCGUCUGCGUGGUCUGGUUCACCUUCGAGUUCCUCAUGCGUGUGGUCUUCUGCCCCAACAAGGUGGAGUUCAUCAAGAACUCGCUCAACAUCAUUGACUUUGUGGCCAUCCUGCCCUUCUACCUGGAGGUGGGCCUGAGCGGCCUGUCCUCUAAGGCGGCCAAGGACGUGCUGGGCUUCCUGCGUGUCGUCCGCUUCGUGCGUAUCCUGCGCAUCUUCAAGCUGACCCGCCACUUUGUGGGCCUGCGUGUCCUGGGCCACACUCUCCGCGCCAGUACCAAUGAGUUCUUACUGCUCAUCAUCUUCCUGGCUCUGGGCGUCCUGAUUUUCGCCACCAUGAUCUACUAUGCCGAGAGGAUAGGGGCGCAGCCCAAUGACCCCAGUGCCAGUGAGCACACCCACUUUAAGAACAUCCCCAUUGGCUUCUGGUGGGCCGUGGUCACCAUGACGACGCUGGGCUACGGAGACAUGUACCCGCAGACGUGGUCCGGCAUGUUGGUGGGAGCGCUGUGUGCGCUGGCGGGCGUGCUGACCAUCGCCAUGCCCGUGCCCGUCAUUGUGAACAAUUUCGGGAUGUAUUACUCCUUAGCCAUGGCUAAGCAGAAACUACCAAAGAAAAAAAAGAAGCAUAUUCCGCGGCCACCGCAGCUGGGAUCUCCCAAUUAUUGUAAAUCUGUCGUAAACUCUCCACACCACAGUACUCAGAGUGACACAUGCCCGCUGGCCCAGGAAGAAAUUUUAGAAAUUAACAGAGCAGAUUCCAAACUGAAUGGGGAGGUGGCGAAGGCCGCGCUGGCGAACGAAGACUGCCCCCACAUAGACCAGGCCCUCACUCCCGAUGAGGGCCUGCCCUUUACGCGCUCGGGCACCCGCGAGAGAUACGGACCCUGCUUCCUCUUAUCAACCGGGGAGUACGCGUGCCCACCUGGUGGAGGAGUGAGAAAGGAUCUUUGCAAAGAAAGCCCUGUCAUUGCUAAGUAUAUGCCGACAGAGGCUGUGAGAGUGACUUGACCAGGCGGCUUGGCCCAGGACACUGGUGGCUAUUAAGCAUCUGGGUGGACCUGCAGCCCCUCCUCACCCUCGGACAGAGUAAAUUCACGCCAUGCAGGUUUGCCGGACGAGUCCGAGUGGCCCAGGCCUUGUACUAGGACGGACGUAGCUUUUCUACGGCCAAAUGGUAACUGACUGUAGAGGAUUUGUUUUCCUUCUUUUCAUUUUUUAAAAAUUUUAUUUUAUUCGGGGAAGGGGUGGGAUGGAAGGGUUCCUUAGCAUGGCUUGCAUGAAGUUCAACAGAAAAACCCAGCAAUCCAAACCCACCAAUCCCCUGCAACUGUAUGAUUACCCUAAACCACGACAACAACGAAGAGAAACAAGCAAGAGUCCUCUAUUUUCUUUCAAAGCGCUUUCCUUUUAUACAUGUUGUUGGAGCCAAACUGUAAAUGGCAUUUGGUAGAAACCUGUACGUUUUGGGGGCGAAUGGAGCGGGGGGCGGGGAGGGGUGGAGAUGGGGAACGGAUUGCUUCCCUUUUUGUACACGAGAUUGAAAUGGAGAGUAAAGGUUCCCACAAGGGCAGUCGGUCAGUCAUCGGUCAUAUUGACCUCACCUUCAUAGUUCAUCUCUCACGCGGAAACUGAGAACUUUGCUCCAGAUAGAAUUGUGGAAACACACUGCCGCCUUCUUCCCUCUGUUUGGCAUGCUUGCGACCCAGCGGACGUCUCCCCAAGACCCCUGACAGCGGCUAGUCUAGGUUGAUUCGAUCAUCUUAGCGGUGUGUAGAUUCAGUGCGACCAACUUUCAUAACAAAUUGUUCAUAGUAGAUAAUCAACACCUUAUGGAUUUUCCAAGUGUUCCUUCAGAGCACCAAAAAGAUCAGGACCGCGGGAGGGCUGGUCCUCCUCCACCUUUAUUAAGGCACAACCCGGCAUUGUAUGCAAUUUAGUACUUCAGAGUAAGAAAACUGCAUGCCCAAUGUUAUGCAAAGCGAUUCUAGCAUGAAAUAAAUUUUGUAUCACGGUUUCUGUAUAGUCUAAAGCAGAUUUGUUUUCCUGAAGCAAUCGGAGGUUUGCAGAGACACACUUCUGCAUCUCGAAUAAAUAUAGUAUUUCCCCAACAGAAACAGAGGACAGUAGCUUGGCUUUGGUCUGAUUCUAAAAUUAGUGGUGGGGUAAGGGGUGGGGAAGGAUGAUAUUUUUGAAAAACACAUGCUUGAGAUGAAAAAAAAUGCAACAUCUCAAGCUCUCACUGCAGCUCGCAACAUUUCCUGGAAAGAGAGCAAUGCUGCUUUAGUUCAACACCCUCCCCUCCCUGGGCCCUGGCCCUCAAUAAUAAACAGCUGACAUUGGAGAUGAA